UUUGCUGUACUCCCAUGUCUAUUUUAAAAACCUUAGAGACGUUUUAAGUUUCACGUUUUCGUGUGUCUGCUGCACUGAUGUGACGAGUUUGGCGUUUCACAAGCGGAUAAAACGCUCAGGUGUUUGUUUUUCAUAGGUGGAUUUUCUGCCUUUUAAAAAACCAUUCCUAAGUAGAGCAACGACAGGAGGUUUUCCCCUGCGGUAUAUUUCUUUAUUGCAAAACUCUUGUUAAACCACGUCAGUGUUUUUCUUGCUUUCGUUUUUAAUUAUUUCAUUUCUAACCACCGACAACGCCGAGUGGCCACGUUGGAACAAACAGAUUGAAGAUGGACGAGGCAGAGAAGUACCAACAGAGACUGCAGGCGAUCACUGAGAAGCGUCGUCUGCAGGAGGAACAGGAGAGGGCCAAGAGGGAGAUGGAGGAGGAGCGGCUGAGGCUACAGCAGCUCAAGAGGAAGUCUCUUAGAGACCAGUGGCUGAUGGACGGCCCCUCUUCCCCCACAUCCUCAGAGCCUCGUUCCCCGCUGUGGGGCUCCCAGGCCCAGGAGAUGGAGCAACACAUAGACAAGUUGCAGACAGAGAGUCGACGGUUAACGGAGGAGGAGGAGAAGCUGGAGCAGCAGAUGGAAGAUGGCCGAGCUAAUGCAGCGGUGGUGGUGGUGGAGGCUACAGCAGAAGCAGACCAAGCAGUUAUCUUGGAGAAUGGACAGGAAGAAGUAGAGGCUGAAUCCGUUUUAGGAACAGUUGAGGCAGCACUAUUGGAACGAGCUGAGAUCCUCACCAAUGGGAGAGGAGAGGGGGAGGGGCAAGCUGCUACCCACAAUGCAUCAGAGGAGGGCGGACUGCACAACGGCACCAACGGUCCAGUGACGGUCGUCCCUGAAGAUGGUGCCAUUACCAUGACGUUCCUGGGGUUCACGGAGACGGAGCCAGGCGAGGCUCCGGUAAUCGAAGAAGGCGGACUGAUCAUGAUGCGAGCGGAGCGAGUGAUUAUCAAUGACGAGGGAGACGAGCUGGCAAAUGAUCUUUCCUCUACGGGUCAGGAACAGGAAGUUGACUCGGCUGCGUCCAAUCAGAGGUCAGAAUCUCCUGAGGAAGGAGGAAUUGAGGAGGCGAAACCAGAGACAACUCCUGAAGAGUCCUCAGAAGUAGCAAAAGAGACUGAGACAGAGGCAGACACAGUAACUAGAGAUUUAGGAGAAGGACAGAUGGACCCCGUAACUAGAGAUUUAGGAGAAGGACAGAUGGACCCCGUAACUAGAGAUUUAGGAGAAGGACAGAUGGACAUAGUAACUAGAGAUUUAGGAGAAGGACAGAUGGACACAGUAAUAGGAGAUUUAGGAGAAGGACAGAUGGACCCCGUAACUAGAGAUUUAGGAGAAGGACAGAUGGACCCCGUAACUAGAGAUUUAGGAGAAGGACAGAUGGACAUAGUAACUAGAGAUUUAGGAGAAGGACAGAUGGACAUAGUAAUAGGAGAUUUAGGAGAAGGACAGAUGGACAUAGUAACUAGAGAUUUAGGAGAAGGACAGAUGGACACAGUAAUAGGAGAUUUAGGAGAAGGACAGAUGGACAUAGUAAUAGGAGAUUUAGGAGAAGGACAGAUGGACAUAGUAAUAGGAGAUUUAGGAGAAGGACAGAUGGACACAGUAAUAGGAGAUUUAGGAGAAGGACAGAUGGAGGGUGUGGGAAACAGUGGUGGAGAGGAAGAGGCACAGCCAGUAGAGGAAGCUCCUGUGUCUGACUUGCAGGCCCCAGAUGGCGUUGGGGCUGCCGUUCCCGUCUACUCUGAGACCUUACUCACCCCCAGGCCCGACGCAGAGGGAGAGGCUGCAGGCGAGCCGGCAGAGGGCGAUGUGGAAGUGAAGACUGAAGUGGAAGUCGAGGGGGAAGAGGAGGCCUCGGUGGCCCCAGAAUCAGCCAUCCUCCCUGGGGGCCAGUUCCUGGAGGUGUCCCUAGUGGAGCCCCGGACUGAGCCAGAGCAGGAGCCCCUGCUGUUCCCAUCCAAGGCCCAGACCCUGGCCUUGGGGGAGCAGGCUCCAGCUGCCCCAGAGACACUGACCGCUACCAGGGGAGAGGCGGAGGGAGGGGUCGAUGUGGCUCCCAAACGCAAGACCUGCCAGUGCUGCUCUGUCAUGUGAUCAAUCAUUUCAUUCGCUCUCUAUCUCUACCAAAUUCUCCAAUGCUUUCUCUGUCUAAUACUACAAGAGGGACUUGAGUCUGCCUCUAACACUGUGAAUGAUGGGGGGUGGUAAGAUGGUGUUAUUACUGAAGUGCCUUGUGGAUCUCCUUCCCUAAGGGUAUAGCUCAGUUACCCAUCCAGAGGAACCUGGGUUUUGUUCAGUAGGGCGAAGUGCUUUGAAAUGAAAAUUCAAAACCAUUGUUUUUCUUAUUGGACCAGGUCCAGGUAGGCCCUCCCUGUUCGAGUCAGUUUUUUCUUUUGA
This is a messenger RNA of Oncorhynchus keta (chum salmon), 2444 nucleotides long. RefSeq names its product paralemmin-3-like. The coding region runs from base 327 to 2141 and encodes 604 amino acids. Gene Ontology annotation, cellular component: membrane. Gene Ontology annotation, biological process: regulation of cell shape. The record is from RefSeq and is a predicted model, not a curated record. NCBI's taxonomy places the organism in Eukaryota, Metazoa, Chordata, Actinopteri, Salmoniformes, Salmonidae. The transcript has 8 exons.